Echinops telfairi (small Madagascar hedgehog) is the source of this 747-nucleotide messenger RNA. RefSeq names its product YjeF N-terminal domain containing 3 (gene YJEFN3). Gene Ontology annotation, molecular function: NAD(P)HX epimerase activity. The coding region runs from base 1 to 747 and encodes 248 amino acids. The record is from RefSeq and is a predicted model, not a curated record. The transcript has 6 exons. Gene Ontology annotation, cellular component: mitochondrion. NCBI's taxonomy places the organism in Eukaryota, Metazoa, Chordata, Mammalia, Afrosoricida, Tenrecidae.
AUGAGCGCUACCAGCCUGGACCUGGCGGAGGCGCCCGAGGAGCGGCGAUUCCUCAGCACAGAGGAGGCGACUGCCCUGGAGCGGGAGCUGCUGGAGGACUAUCGUUUUGGGCGGCAGCAGCUGGCAGAGUUGUGUGGCCAUGCCAGUGCCGUGGCUGUGACCAAGGUCUUCCCUUUGGCAGCUCUCUCCCGGAAGCAGCGGACGGUGCUGGUUGUAUGCGGCCCAGAACAGAAUGGGGCGGUGGGGCUGGUCUGCGCCCGCCACCUGCGAGUGUUUGAGUAUGAGCCUACCAUCUUCUACCCCGUGCGCUCGCUGGACCCCCUGCACCGGGACCUGACCACUCAGUGCGAGAAGAUGGACAUUCCCUUCCUGUCCUACCUGCCCGCUGAGGUCCGGCUCAUCAAUGAUGCAUACCGGCUGGUGGUGGAUGCCGUGCUGGGCCCUGGCGCAGGGCCAGGAGAAGUCGGGGGUCCCUGCUCUCGAGCGCUGGCCACACUGAAGCUGCUGUCCAUCCCCCUCGUGAGCUUGGACAUCCCUUCAGGCUGGGAUGCGGAGACCGGCAGCGACGCUGAGGACAGGCUGCAGCCCGACGUGCUGGUGUCGCUUGUGGCGCCCAAGCGCUGCGCCGGGCGCUUUGCCGGCCGCCACCACUUUGUGGCGGGCAGGUUCGUGCCCGACGACGUGCGCCGCAAGUUCGCUCUGCGCCUGCCUGGGUACACGGGCACCGACUGCGUCGUGGCCCUGUGA